UCCCCGAACCUGCGUGCCGUGUGCUGGUGGGGACUAACCACAUCCCUGUCGCGAUGGAGCCCACCUUCACUCGAGCUCUCCCCCACCAAUGCGCGAUGCCCCGCCAUAUGCACCGGCUUCACGACGCGAAUCGAUAGAUAUGAAAGCUCUCGGUAUACUGGAUCUUCGCAGAGUCGGAAAUCUCACGACAUCCGAGGAAACACCCCACCUUCCAUAGCACCCUUCGUUUACCUCAACCACCGUGCCUGCCAUGAGCUCCGAAUCUCGCGUCGCGCUCAUCACCGGCGCCGCCUCGGGCAUGGGUCUCGCGCUGGCUAAAGACCUCCUGGCCAAAGGCUGGCGCGUCGCCCUCCUCGACGUCUCACCCGCGGGAGCCUCCAUCACGGCCGAACUCGGUGCCUCGGCAACCUACUUCUACUGCGACGUUUCCUCGUGGGAGUCGCAAGCCGCCGCGUUUUCCGGCACGUUCGAGAAGUGGGGUCGCAUCGACUUCACUGCCCUCAACGCGGGCAUCGAUGAUAAGGACGACCUCUUCGGCCCCACGGGCGACGAGAACGGGCAGCCUGUAAAGCCCGGGCUCAAGACUGUCGCCGUUGAUCUGAUCGCCGUGUUCUACGGUAUCCGACUGGCAAUGCAUUACUUCCGCAAGCAUGAAGGCCGCGGUGGCAAGAUCGUCAUCACGAGCUCAGAUGCCGGAUUGUACCCGUUGAUUGGAGUGCCGCAGUACACCGCGUGCAAGCAUGGGCUGGUGGGACUCACCCGGUCGAUGGCGCCGCUCUUGAAGAAAGAGAACAUCACCAUCAAUGCGGUGCUUCCGGCGUUCGUACCGACAGGUCUUGCUCCUCCCGGCCUGGUCAAGGCCUGGCCAAAGGAGAAUGUCACGCCGAUGAGCACCGUCAUCAAGUGCUUCAACAUGUUUAUCGAUGACGAUGAACUCAAUGGGCAGACGGGAGAAUGUAGUCAGGAGACAGUGUAUAUGAGGAAGCAGGCCGAGUAUGCCAAUGAGAGUCAGCGGUGGGGGAGGGAGGAGGGCGGGAAGGUGUGGGCUUUGGUUUAUCCUGGUUAAGGGCUUUUAUUCUGCA
Messenger RNA from Tricharina praecox, 1082 nucleotides. RefSeq lists its product as uncharacterized. The transcript is spliced from 2 exons. The record is from RefSeq and is a predicted model, not a curated record. The coding region runs from base 251 to 1066 and encodes 271 amino acids. Gene Ontology annotation, cellular component: cytoplasm. Gene Ontology annotation, molecular function: oxidoreductase activity, acting on the CH-OH group of donors, NAD or NADP as acceptor. Lineage: Eukaryota; Fungi; Ascomycota; Pezizomycetes; Pezizales; Pyronemataceae.